Messenger RNA from Aphanomyces invadans, 870 nucleotides. RefSeq lists its product as hypothetical. Gene Ontology annotation, molecular function: rRNA primary transcript binding; snoRNA binding. NCBI's taxonomy places the organism in Eukaryota, Oomycota, Saprolegniomycetes, Saprolegniales, Verrucalvaceae. Gene Ontology annotation, cellular component: small-subunit processome; Mpp10 complex; nucleolus. Bases 1 to 870 code for a protein of 289 amino acids. The transcript is spliced from 3 exons. The record is from RefSeq and is a predicted model, not a curated record. Gene Ontology annotation, biological process: rRNA processing.
AUGUCGGUGCGUCGAAAUGUCCGCAUGCGCCGCGAGUACUUGUAUCGCAAGGGCCUGGAAGGCCAAGAACGUGCGCAGUACGAACGCAAGUUGCAACUGAAGAAGGCGAUUGAGAGCGGCAAGUCCAUCCCCACGGAACUUCGCGGCGUCGAAGACAAGCUGCGCGCCGAAAUGGAGUACGACGACGACAAGCACAUCGUGCCCAAGUCCCAUAUCGACGACGAGUACCAGAACGCAGGCAUGUUUGAUCCCAAGAUCGCCGUCACCACGUCCCGCGAUCCCAGUGCUCGACUCAAGAAAUUCGCACAGGAAGUACGCCUAAUCUUUCCCAACGCGAUCCGACUCAACCGUGGCGCGCAUACCGUCGGAGACCUCGUGGAAUCGGCGCGAGCCAACGAAUUCACGGACCUCGUCAUUAUCACGGAAACGCGCGGUGAACCAGCUACAGACGGGUUGGUGGUGUGUCACUUGCCGUACGGACCGACCGCGUACUUUUCGCUGCAGAACGUUGUCAUGCGUCAUGACAUUGAAGACCGCGCGACCAUCUCCGAAGCAUAUCCGCACAUCAUCCUGAACCAGUUUGAAACCCCGCUGGGUCAACGCGUUGGCAACAUCCUGAAGCACUUGUUUCCCGUGCCAAAGCCCGACUCGAAGCGAGUCAUUACGUUUUCAAACCAAGACGACUUUUUGUCGUUCCGCCACCACGUGUUCAAGAAAACCGGGCGUGAAGUUGACCUGCUCGAGUGCGGACCGCGCUUCGAGCUGCAGCUGUACCAAAUCAAGCUCGGCACAUUCGAUCAGAAGGAGGCUGAAAACGAAUGGGUGCUCCGUCCGUACAUGAACACGGCCAAGAAGCGCAAAGUGAUAUAG